CAUCAUAUAAAAAUUCACUAUGGAGUCCACUAUAGUAGUAACUGAUCAAGAUAUAAUAAAAGAUAAAGUAAUAACACUAAUUUCUCCGGAACAUCCAUUCCCUCAAGAAACCAUGUUCUUGUCAAAUAUUGAUCAAGCUGUAAGCUUUCCUGUAGAAACUUUGUUCUUCUUUCAAGUUCCAAAAGACAAGAAAUUGUCAACAAAUGACAUUCCUGAGAGAAUUAAGAAGGCAACUUGUGAACUACUUGUUCCAUAUUAUUAUAUGGCUGGUAGGCUUAGUUUUAAUUGUGAGACCAAAAGAUUAGAGCUUAUUUGUAAUAAUGCUGGAAUUUCUUUUGUUAGUGCAAAAUCAAAGCUUACUUUAGCAGAUCUUGGAAAUCUUUCUCUUCCCAAUCCGUCUUUCGGCCAAUUUCUUCAUCGUCAAGGAUUGUAUAAGAACUUAUGUGAGUUAUCACUCUUGACCAUUCAGGUUACAAGAUUUCAAUGUGGAGGAUUUUCAGUUGGAUUUUUAACAAAUCACGCAAUACUUGAUGGAAAAGCUGCUAGUCAUAUGUUUCUAAAUCUUGCUUCAAUAUGUAAAGAUGGAAAUUUGAAAGUCCCACUUAUCCACCAUGAUAGAACACAUAUAAAAGCUAGAGAUCCUCUUAUAAUCAACUUUCCUCAUGAAGAGUAUAUAAAGUUACCAAAGAUUUCUUCAAUGGCAACAGCCUUUACCACCUCUUAUGAAUCAUCACCAUCUCCAUUGAUCUUUGCAAAGAAGUAUAGUCAAAAGCUUUUCAAAUUUGAUAAUGAAAUGAUUAGUCACCUUAAAGCAAAGUCAAUGGUGAGUUGCUCAAGUUUUGAAGCCAUUGUGGCACAUAUUUGGAAGGAAAGAACAAAAGUAAUAUUCAAAGACCCUAAUGAGCUGUCAACAGUAUUUUUUGCAGUAGACAUAAGGUCCAAAAUCUCACCACCUCUGCCAGAUGGUUUUGUUGGAAAUGCCAUCAUCACUGCCUUUGCCACUUCAAGGGUUGCUGACAUAACUAAGAACUCCAUUUCAUUUGGUGUUAAAUUAAUAAAGGAAGGCAAAGAAAGGGUUAAUGAAGAAUAUGUUAGAUCUGUGAUUGACUGGCUAGAAAUUUAUAAAGGUAUACCAGCAACAAUUAAUGGGAACUUUUAUGUAUCAGCUUGGUGGAAGCUUCCAUUUGGUGACCUUGACUUUGGAUUUGGGAUGCCAACACAUGUAAGCCCAAUUGUUAGUGGAAAUGAUGAAUUUGUGUUGUUACUUUCCGAAAGAAAUGGUGGCCAACAUGGAGAAGGGGGAGGAGUUAAUGCGUGGAUAAGUCUUGAGCCUCAUAAGAUGAAUCAAUUUCAGGCUAAUAUCUACAACAUAUGAUCUUGAUCAAAACAUGAUUGAUUCAUAGGUUAUGUCUUCAUUUUAUUUAUACGUAAUAUGUACUUGUUUAUGGUAUUUUAAACGAAUUUAAAUCACUGAUCAUAAUAUGGUAUAAAUACAUAUUAUAGUGAUCUAAUGAAAUAAACCAAUAUCUUUGUUUCA
Molecule: messenger RNA, 1537 nt
Organism: Chenopodium quinoa (quinoa)
Lineage: Eukaryota; Viridiplantae; Streptophyta; Magnoliopsida; Caryophyllales; Amaranthaceae
Product: omega-hydroxypalmitate O-feruloyl transferase-like
Exons: 2
Coding region: 20-1375 (451 amino acids)
Molecular function (GO): acyltransferase activity, transferring groups other than amino-acyl groups
Source: RefSeq, a predicted model, not a curated record